This is a messenger RNA of Pistacia vera, 411 nucleotides long. RefSeq names its product dihydrolipoyllysine-residue succinyltransferase component of 2-oxoglutarate dehydrogenase complex 2, mitochondrial-like. The transcript is spliced from 3 exons. Lineage: Eukaryota; Viridiplantae; Streptophyta; Magnoliopsida; Sapindales; Anacardiaceae. The coding region runs from base 1 to 411 and encodes 136 amino acids. Gene Ontology annotation, molecular function: acyltransferase activity. The record is from RefSeq and is a predicted model, not a curated record.
AUGAAUUUUGCCAAUAUAGAGAAAGAGAUCAACACCCUUGCGAAGAAAGCAAAUGAUGGAUCAAUAUCAAUUGAUGAAAUGGCUGGAGGUUCAUUUACAAUAUCUAAUGGUGGUGUUUAUGGAAGCCUUUUGAGUACACCCAUCAUUAACCCUCCUCAGUUGGCCAUUCUUGGUAUGCUCUCAAUAGUGUCUCGCCCAAUGGUUGUCGGUGGCGAUGUAGUCCCAAGGCCAAUGAUGUACGUUGCUUUAACGUAUGACCACCGACUGAUUGAUGGAUGGAUUGGAUACGUGGACCAUCUUCAGCCCUUCGUCAUUCUAGCGCACACCCACUGCACUGACAGGAGCAUGCUGCUCAUGCCAGCAUGCGAUGUGGCUGCGUCUGAAUGGCUGCAGGAUAUACCUGAGCUCUGA